AAAUAACCAUAGGGGAUAUUUGCCCUUUUCCCAACUUAAAAUAAAGGCCCUUUUGAGUGGCGAAGUGCAAAAACUUACCGCCAUUGCUUCAUCCUCCAUUCUGCACGGCUAAAACCCAACCACCAUGGAUGAACCAAAAAUCGCAUUUAAAAAUGUUCAUAGCAGAGAGUACCAAGGCCACAAAAAGAAGGUGCAUUCGGUGGCUUGGAAUUGCAGUGGCACAAAGCUUGCAACUGCUUCUACUGAUCUGACUGCUCGUGUUUGGCACAUCGAGCCGCACGCUCAUGCUAAAAUGAAACACAUCGAAUUGAAGGGUCAUACUGAUAAUGUGGACCAGCUUUGUUGGGAUCCUUUACAUGCUGAUCUCCUAGCAACUGCAUCAACUGACCACACUGUUCGUCUUUGGGAUGCUCGUAGUGGAAAAUGUUGUCUGCAGACAGAGCUUAGUGGGGAGAAUAUAAACAUCACCUACAGGCCUGAUGGAACUCACCUAGCUGUUGGGAACAGGGAUGAUGAGCUAACGAUACUGGAUGUUCGCAAAUUUAAGCCAAUGCAUAGGCGCAAAUUUAGUUAUGAGGUAAAUGAAUUUGCUUGGACUUUGACAGGAGACAUAAUCCUCUUGACAUGCGGGAAUGGUACCGUUGAGGUGCUAGCAUACCCAUCGCUUCAACCAAUUGACAGAGUCAUGGCUCAUACGGCUGGUUGUCAUUGCAUUGCAGUAGAUCCAAAAGGAAGAUAUUUUGCUGUUGGAAGUGCUGAUUCCGUAGUUAGCCUUUGGGAUAUUUCAGAGAUGCUUUGCAUGCGAACAUUUACAAAACUUGGAUUGCCUGUCAGGACUGUCAGCUUCAACUACACAGGAGAUUAUAUUGCUUCUGCCAGUCGAGAAAUGUUCAUCGAUAUAUCCAAUGUUCAGACUGGCCGCUCAGUGUAUGAGAUCCCCUGUCGAGCUGCAAUGAACAGCGUGGAAUGGAAUCCUAAGUACAAUUUACUUGCAUAUUCUGGGGAUGACAGGAACAGAUAUCUUGUUGAUGAAGGUAAUUUUAGAAUAUAUGGUUUUCAAAGUUCCUAGAUGAUAGCAGACGACUCAGAGAGGCAUUUUGGCUGUAACAUUAGUAUUAGAGUCUCAUUCCGUGUAGUUGGCCUUACAUUAUUUGUUCAACAUCAAUUAUGCAUUUGUUAUAUUUGAUCUUGUUGGCAAUAUGUGCAUUUUUUAGCAUUA
Molecule: messenger RNA, 1219 nt
Organism: Mercurialis annua (annual mercury)
Lineage: Eukaryota; Viridiplantae; Streptophyta; Magnoliopsida; Malpighiales; Euphorbiaceae
Product: THO complex subunit 3-like
Exons: 11
Coding region: 125-1069 (314 amino acids)
Biological process (GO): mRNA export from nucleus
Cellular component (GO): THO complex part of transcription export complex
Molecular function (GO): protein binding
Source: RefSeq, a predicted model, not a curated record